This is a messenger RNA of Suillus subaureus, 1538 nucleotides long. RefSeq lists its product as uncharacterized. The record is from RefSeq and is a predicted model, not a curated record. Bases 123 to 1337 code for a protein of 404 amino acids. The transcript is spliced from 2 exons. NCBI's taxonomy places the organism in Eukaryota, Fungi, Basidiomycota, Agaricomycetes, Boletales, Suillaceae.
UAACCAGUUACAUACCCGGGAACGUGACACUGGCUCCGCACACCAACCAAAACGUCUGUUGCUCUACCUGAAAAGUUCUCAUAUUCACUGUAUCCACCACCGGAAGCACCAACUGGCAGCGUAUGGCUGCCCAGGAACUUGCCCGCUGGACACGCUUUGCUGCCAAAGGAGGCGUUGGGCGUUGUACAGCGACCGUGGAUUGUGUCGCAAGGGAAAUUGGUGAUCUCAUGUUUCUCAAGGACGAUGAAAUCACGGUGUUGAUGCAGCUUCCUGAAAUUGGGUAUUACUUGGUGCGUGUUCUUCUCUGUUGUUCCAGUCUAUGUCUCCGCUUGUUUUUACCACAUUCUCUACACGUUCGCCAUGUUUUUAAUGCUUCUGAAUCUUUUCAUACCCAUUUAUUUUAUUCUGUCUUUUGGGUCGACACACCACUAACAUCGGUUCACCACCAGGGCUUCUGCGAAGGUGUCGUGGGACGUUUCUCUGGCACAGACGUGAAAUUUCACGGGAAGCUCAAGCGUCCUAUCAUGGCAAAACGAGGCUCCCUUGGUGUUGCAGAUACACGUCCCAUGUCACUUGAGCGAGCAUCACCAUCGUGGCCGGAGAACUCCAGCGGCGCAAGGGCAGGCAGUUCUAAUGUAAAUCGUCCCGGAAGUUCAUUGGCAAGAGCCGACAGUGCUUCAGACUCACGUUCCGGGGGCUCGCCGGUCAGACAGAAGCCGCUUUCACCUGACAUGUAUCUAUACUCGUCCUCCCCUGAGCGCUUCAGGGAAUACGAGCGAACGAGGGGCCGUACACAGGAGUUGACAGCGUCUGGGUCUGGGUCGUCUGUGUACUCAACUGUAUCAACGUCAAGCACCGCCUCGACCAUGUUCUCCGAUGGCGAUGGGUGGCGUAGGAGCGAGGAUUCGUUUUUGUUGAACGGAGUGGUGCCAUCGUCUUCGUCUGGUUCAGUGCAGGCUUCGUCGAGCACAAAAUCAGUGCCUACUUCGUUUUCGUCUUCGUCAAUAGAUUCAAUGCCAACGUCUUCAUUAAACUCCACCCCAGCUACCUCGAGUGCGCAAUCCAUUCCUUCUUUAGGCUCGACACACACUUCCUCCGCAGGAUCUGUGGAGAAGCUCCUUUGGUCUCUGUCGAAUCAUUCACCUUCGAUGUCUCAGUCUACGUCAGGUUCCAUUUCUACAUCCGCCUCUGAGUCCAUGUCAGGAACAUUUCUGAAUCCAAGCUCGACGUACGGCUCCUUGACCUCAGCUCCCACUUCAAAUUCGUCAUCGUCUUCCACCAAUUUUGCGACCUGCUGCAACGAAAGGGCUGACCGUGGCUCCGCUGCGCCUCAGUAAGUCGCCACGACUCCCAGCGAGCCCGAUGCUCUCGCCGAUGUCGCCUUCGCUUCCAUCACCUGGAUCGGGAACAACUUCGCGCGCUUACUCACCUCUCCCGUCACGUUCGCCACUCCUGGCAUCUUUCACGCUCCCCGCAAAGAGCAGUCCACCACGCUCGCCUCUCCCGCCACCUCCAGGAGAAAUACCACAAUCUCCGCC